Molecule: messenger RNA, 4566 nt
Organism: Gracilinanus agilis (Agile Gracile Mouse Opossum)
Lineage: Eukaryota; Metazoa; Chordata; Mammalia; Didelphimorphia; Didelphidae
Gene: PAPLN
Product: papilin, proteoglycan like sulfated glycoprotein
Exons: 24
Coding region: 20-3817 (1265 amino acids)
Biological process (GO): extracellular matrix organization
Cellular component (GO): extracellular matrix
Molecular function (GO): metalloendopeptidase activity; serine-type endopeptidase inhibitor activity
Source: RefSeq, a predicted model, not a curated record
CUUUUAUUCCUUUCAGAAGAUGAAGACACAUCUAUUGUUGAUGCUACUGCUGCUACCUCCAUUACCUGUAUCCUCAGCAAGGAAGGUGAGAAGGCAAAAUGAAAGCUGGGGCCGCUGGGGAGAGUGGAGCCAAUGUAGCAGGACCUGCGGCGGAGGAGUCAGUUUCCAGGAGCGACACUGCUAUUCCCAGAGGAUAGAUGGCGGCUCCAGCUGUAUUGGACCCACCCGAAAUUAUCGUUCAUGCAACACUGAGAGCUGUCCCCAGGGCACCCGGGAUUUCCGAGCAGAGCAGUGUGCGGAAUUUGAUGGGAAGGAAUUCCAAGGAAAGAGAUACAAGUGGUUUCCAUAUUAUGGAGCUGCCAACAAGUGUGAGCUGAACUGCAUUCCCAAGGGGGAAAACUUCUACUACAGACACAAGGAGGCAGUGGUGGACGGGACCCCAUGUGAGCCGGGCAAACUGGACAUCUGUGUGCAGGGCACUUGUCAGGUGGGCGGCUGUCUCGUUCUCUCACCACCUCUCAAGGCCUCUACCCUUGAAAUGAGACGGGAAACUUGGGUCCUCUUUACUGGUUUGGACAAAGAUAAUUUCUUCUCUCCAUUUCAGCUUAUCAGCCAAGAGCCCAACCCAGGUGUGCAAUAUGAGUACUAUCUGCCCCACUGGCCUCUGGACACUGGCUUCACCUGGAGUCAUGGCUCCUGGAGUGACUGCAGUGCAGAAUGUGGAGGAGGUUAUCAGACACGCCUGGUAUUCUGCACCACCAUCAAUGAAGUUUACCCUGAUCAUAUGUGCCGGCAUAAGCCCCAGCCAUCUGACAAUCGCACUUGCAACCUUCAGGCCUGCCCACACACCAAGCGGAUCUCAUACCUCCACCGGCCGGGAGCGUGGAGCCAUGGCCGAGCCCAAGGCAUGUGUGGGAAAAGUUGGAAGACCGGGCCUUGGACCGCCUGCUCAGCUCCUUGUGGAAGGGGUUCCCAGUCCCGCCACGUCUACUGUGUCGUAUCCGAUGGGGCAGGCAUGGAGGAGGCCACGGAUGAAGCUUCGUGUUCAGCCCUGCCAGGGAGGCCCCCGAGCACACAGUCCUGCAACCUGCAUCGGUGUGCAGCCUGGAGCUCAGGGCCCUGGGGAGAGUGCUCAGCCAGCUGUGGCCCAGGGGUUCGGAGCCGGACGGUCACCUGUUGGGGUGAUGAAGGUUCUCCACUUCAAGAUUUUGCCUGCUCCUCAGCCAACAAGCCUCCCCUGACUGAGGCCUGCAUGGGAGAGAACUGCCCUCUUGAGGAGCCUGAAUGGCAUAUUGGUGACUGGGGGCUGUGCUCUAAGAGCUGUGAUUCAGGGAUCCGGAAAAGGCAAGUCAUUUGUGCUGACAGGGAUUCCAAUGUCCAUAGCUCUGACCUCUGCCAGGCUCGCCAGCCCCAGAUGCCAGCUGAAGUAGAGGCUUGUAACACACAAUCCUGCCACCUGCCUCAAGAGGUCCCUAGCAUGCAGGAUGUCCAAGGCUAUGACACCAGUCGCCAGGACUUAUCGACCUACUUGGAUCCUCUGGAAACUCCUGCCCAAGGGGUUAGGGAGGAAUGGUGGAUACACAGGAACCAGCCCACAUCUGAACAUUCCCCCGAGGGACACGGAGGCUCUAACUUAUUGCCUCAGCACCAGGAGUCUGGCUGGAGUACCUCCAGGUCUCAGCAGUACCACCAGCAGAAGGACCCUGUGGCGAGGUCACAGUCUCAUGACUGCCGCCACAGUCUCCAUGGGUGCUGCCCAGAUGGCUUUACAGUGGCUCCUGGCCCCCUGGGACGUGGCUGUCCCAGGAUCUCAUGUCAGCAGAGCACGUACGGAUGCUGCCCUGAUGGGGUCUCCUCAGCCCUGGGGCCAAAUCGGGCAGGCUGCCCGCUGUCACAUGGCGAUACCCACGUGAGCAGGCAUGGGCCUAGAGCGGCCUCCUCUCCGGCUGAGUCCCGGCCGGACCCUUCCCCGGAGUGCCGAGGGUCCCGGUAUGGGUGCUGCUAUGACAACUCAGCUUCCAGCGCGGGCCCCCUGGGAGAAGGCUGCCAAGGCAGGCCCAGCUCCCCCUACCCAGUCAGGUGCCUGCUGCCCAGUGCACAUGGCUCCUGUGCAGACUGGACCCCUCGAUGGUACUUCAUUCCCACUGUGGGCAAGUGCAACCGGUUCUGGUAUGGUGGCUGCCAUGGCAACAGAAAUAACUUCCUUUCUGAGGAGGAGUGCAUGAAAAGCUGCCAUGAGGGAGCUGAGGACAGUGUCACAGGACCCCUAACUCAUGGAGUAGAGCAGGGACGGACAUCUCCCUCCCAGAGGGAGACAGGCACACCCUUGGGGCCCAGCCAGCCCAGGCAACGGCCCUCUGGUUAUAACCAAGGAGGACGCACUGGGGACCACCAUGAUGCCUCUUACCAUGGCCAGCCAUCCAGAAAUGAUGACCAGAGUAGGACUGGGGAGAGUUGGGGACUGGACCACACAGGGACAUCCCAGGGAAGGCCUUCCCUUUCAGCCAGCACUUCUAGGAUAGAGCAAGGUGGGCAGGCUCUGAGGCCAGAGAAGACUCAGCUGUCCAGGCCCUUUGAGCAGGAAAUCUCAAAAAGUCAACAUACAGGACACCAGGACCGGCAGGACAGACCAAGUGUAUUUGUGCCAAGAGAAGACAGCAGGCAACCAGCUCCACACUCACAAGUUCCAUCUCACAGAAUUGUCUUGGACAGGACAGAAUACUCUGGGGUUCAGGUCACCCUGGGGCAGAUGGUCCGAUUCUUCUGUGUGGCAGAUGCCAGCCCUGAUGUGAAAUGGCAGAAAAAUGGGAAACCAGUCAGAUCAUCAGAUAGGCACCACGUGCAGCUCGAUGGCUCCUUGGCCAUCAGUUCAGUGAGGGAGGAGGACGCGGGCACCUACACCUGCAGCGCUUCUGUCGGGGGCCAGGAGAGCAGGCGCCAAGUUCAGCUCUGGAUCACAGGGGAUGAUAGGGAAGCCCCUGCAGAGGCUGAGAGGAACCUCCCUCCCAUUCAAGACCGCAGACGCCUGGAUUUCGGCAUGGGAGGAGGCAGGCCGGGUCAGAGGCCCAGCUCCCCCGGGCACCGCCAGCCAGGGCCCAGGUUGAGCUUUGACAGGAACCAGCCAGGAGUGGUGGAUGCCAGUGUAGGUCAGCGAGUCCAACUGCCCUGUCGAACAUUUGGCUACCCUCCCCCAGUCAUCGAGUGGCAGAAGGAUGGACAGCCUCUCUCUUCUCCCAGACACCACCAGCAGCCUGAUGGCUCCUUGCUCAUCAACCGUGUUUCCAUGGAGGAUGGGGGCUUCUACACCUGCAUCGCUUUCAACGGGCGAGAACGCGAGCAGCGCUGGGUUCAGCUCAGAACUCUGGGAGAGCUGAAGAUCGUAGGACUAGAACCCACCGUUACAGUGCCUGAGGGGGAAGACACCCAGCUCCACUGUGUGGUGAUAGGAGACAAUGUGAACGUGAGAUGGUCCAGGAAUGGGGUGCCUGUGCGAGGCGAUGGCUACCGCAUCCACCUGUCCCAGGACGGAACCCUGGUGAUUAACAAUACGCGAGCCCGCGAUGAAGGGUCCUAUACCUGCAGUGCCUACAGUGGGAGCCAGGCUGUCAGCCGCAGUACAGAGGUGAAGGUGGUCCAUCCUAGACCUCCAGAGCAGCCCAGGGACCCCAGCAGGGAGUGCAUAGACCAGCCGGAGCUUGCCAAUUGUGAUCUGAUCCUGCAAGCUCAGCUCUGUGGCAAUGAAUACUACUCCAGCUUCUGUUGUGCCAGCUGUUCCCGCUACCAGCCCCAUGCCCGUCCUGUUUGGCAGCAGGGAUGAAAGCUGUCUCCUGCCCUAGCUCCCAAACACCAUGGCUGGAGAGAGGCAAGACAUGGCAACCAGAGAACGGCAGACAGAAGGUCUGUGUCUCCUCCACAGAUUGUCCUUUUAAAAAAUCCAUCAAUUAUAAUACUGCUGCAGUAGCAACAGCUGGGAUAAGUUCCUGCCCUCAUCACCGGUGCCUCCUUUGUUUGCUCUUCAGACACUAUUGUAAGUCAUUUUGUAAUGAGACUGCUUAGAUGAAAGCAGAACUGCCGUUUCCCACACUGAGCUCUAGGGGACAGAACUGGUAUUUUUAUAUAUUUUUUUAGAAUACAGUUUUUACAGCUCUAAAAGACUUGCAUUAUUCACCUUGGCUGAAUGGGUGUUGAAGUGUGGUCCAUCUAAGUGAGCAUGCAUCUUGUAUAAGGAUCAAUAAUUGUGCUGCAGCCAAACCAGAGUCUGACCUUCCUUUGGGGUCAGGAUGGGCAGCGAUCUGAGAUGCUUCCACAGUCCAAAUGCUUUUGCAGCCUAGAAAACUUCUGGUAUCAGACAAACUCAUCUGAAAUCCUCCUCUGGAGAGAGGGUUUGAAUCUGUUGCUCCCAUCUGGCACACAGCCUUGGUAGCCUUGAUCCCAAGGGGGGGGAUUCAUUCUGCUUUUCUGUUGAGGGUUACCUCACACAGAUCCAAGUUAAACUGCUUCCAUAAACCCAAAGCUGUCCCAUGACACCAAGGCUAGAACUAAAUAAAGCAGCAAUCACUGGAGUAA